AUGAGCACGUUUGUGACCCUGGCCGAGGUGCUGGAGUCACGAGCAGCACCGCUGGAGGAGGACGAGGUCUGGGCUCUGCUCUUGGGUGCCACAGAAGCUCUGAUAGACAUCUCCAGUAAAGAUGAUGGGAACAUGUGCUGUGUCAUUAGCCCCGGCUCCAUGCUCCUCUCUGCAGUCGGCAGUAUUGCCUUCAAGACCUGCAGCCGAUCUGAAGAUGUGGGUUCAUUCACUUGCCCAGAAAUGUCUCAGAGCAACACUUCCUCCAGGAGACUGGCCUCAGAGAAGAUGGUGGUUUACUCACUAGGCAUGACUCUUUAUUGGGCAGUGGAUUAUAAUCUUCCACAAAAUCAGCCUGUCCAGCUCAGCGACACCCUGAACAGUCUUCUACUGAGCAUGUGCGAGGAUGUGGCUCACAGACGGGUGAAUCUCCUGACGGUGCUCGAGACGGCUGAACAUCACCAUCAGACUGCAGUCCUGCCGCGGCCAGAGAAAACCAUCAGACAGAUGGCAGAGGAUGUACUUCAGACUGAAAAACCCUCAAAUGAUUCUGCUCAUCUCAUAGACCGAAGCCAAAUGGUUAGAGAAAGACUUCGGGGUGCUUCCAGUCAGAACUCCGUUUGGACACAAAAAGGGAACAGCACACCGUCAGCAGCAGACUUCAGCAGAUGUCACAGUUCACACCAGAGGAGCAGAAACAGCACAUAUAUGAGCCAAAGUCCUGUUCUUGACCGACGGCGUCAGUUCGCCUUAAGGCCAGAUCAGCUGUUUGCCUCUUCUUUUAGCCUUAAUGAACGGAAAACAAAGGAUACAGGCCCAGAAUUCAUCCGGAUGCUGGAAGAGCCUCUUGUCGUUUUAGAGCUGCCUAAUUCUAUUGUGUCAAACAAAGGGAAGUCAAGUUCAAACCAAAGGGACUUGACGGUUUUGAUGCCAAAUGGACAGAACGUUCUGCUCAAGUGUGAUGUGAAGUGCAGAGGACGCGACGCGUUCGAUAUGAUCGUCGCUCACACAAACCUCGUCGAGCAUUUCUACUUUGGCCUUGCAUAUAGUUAUGAUAAUGAAUUUUUCUUUCUCGACAAUGACACAAAAAUAUCGAAAGUUGCCCCAGGUGUCUGGAAAAAAGUGCCCACUGCCACAUUCGUGCUUCACUUCCGCGUUAAAUAUUUUGUGAACGACGUCUCUCUCCUCCUAAACAAGUUCACCCGUCAUCAGUUCUACCUGCAGCUCAGACGUGACCUUCUGGACGAUCGGCUGCAGUGCAAUGAGGAGACCUGCCUGUUUCUUGGUGCCUUGGCUCUUCAGGCUGAGUUUGGGGACAGUUUGCCUGAGGUCUAUGGGAAGAACUACUAUCAGCCUGAGCAGUAUGUUUCUAAGAGUGUUGUGCAGAAAAUGGCAAUGCCGUGCCUGAAAGAAGAGCUGCUGCGUUUACACGUCAACAAUGCCAACAUGAGCGCAGAGGAAGCCGAACUCGAGUUCCUCAAGAGCGUUCAGCAGCUGCCGGAGUACGGUGUGCUGUUUCACCGUGUGGCCCGAGAGAAGAAGCCUGUGUUUGGAGAGCUGCUGCUGGGAGUCUGUGCCAAAGGCAUCACUGUGUAUGAAGUUAUUAAUAACUGCCGCACCGCAAGCCUUACAUUCCACUGGAGAGACACGAGCAGCAUCACCUCAGCUCGGCGCAAGUUCAUCAUUGAGUGCAGCACCAGCAAAAAGAAGCACGUCUUUCUGACCGAAAAGUCCAAAGUUGCCAAAUACCUGUGCGACCUCUGCGCCGCACAGCACAAGUUUCACAAAGAGAUGAGCUCUCGGCAGCUCACGCACAGCCUGGCUUCAGAGGAAAGUAUUGUUCAAUACGCAGCCCUGUGCAGAGCUCAGAAUCAUGAGGUGAACGACGCAGAAGCUGACGAAUCCAUGAGCAAACUCUGUGAAGACAUCGCCACGCGGAUCGAGGCCAAGAUCAAAGUACAGCGAGACUUACUGGACAACACCGGAUCCCAAAGUCCAGUUCUACAGAGAAGCCUUUGUAGUACUCCAAAGCGCGGCUCUGACGUCCCUUCAGUGUCUUCGCCUCUAAGAGACACGCCAACAGGUGCUCGUCCUCCAGAGAGAGAAAUCAUCUGCGUUUCCCUUAAAAAAGACCCCAAAGUCGGACUUGGUAUUGUCAUAGUUGGAGAAGACACUGCUGGAAAACUGGACCUCGGGAUUUUCAUCGCUUCGGUUGUACCUGGAAGUCCAGCAGAUCGAGACGGACACAUCAAACCAGGUGGUCGCCUGAUCUCUCUGAAUCAGAUCAGUCUGGAGGGCAUGUCCUUCAGUGAAGCUGCGGACAUCAUGCAGAGCAGCUCCAAUGACGUGGAGCUCAUCAUUUCACAGCCCAAAGCUCAGUGUAAGCGUGGAGGAGCUGUUUCUUUGAACGAGCGCAGCUACGAGUCUCAGAGCACAAUCCUGGCAGACGGCAGAACAGGAGACGAGUUUCUGGACGAGCUGGUCAGUGUCAUGAUGACCCCGAAAGCCUCUAACAGACUGCACGUUCCCGAGGUCCGCAUUAUUAACGCACAGGAUGAUUAUUCCAGAUCAGCGUCUCUGAUCAGCCUGAGGCCAGAAGAGUUUACAGUGACGCUCAUGAAGUCUGGAGGCAGUCUGGGCAUCAGCAUUGCUGGAGGAGUGAACACAGGUCUGCGCUACGGUGGGAUUUACAUCAAGAGUCUGGUGUCAGGUGGAGUGGCGGAACAAGACGGACGAAUACAGACAGGAGACAGACUGUUGGAAGUGGAUGGCAUCAGACUGCAGGGAUUCACAGAUCAGCAGGCGGCUGAAUGUUUGGCCAGAACAGGCGAGGUUGUGGAUCUGGUUCUAGAGCGGGACGGCGGCUCUAUGCUUCAGCGAGGGCCUGGAAGUCCUCAGCUACGGCACACUCUCUCCAUCUGCACCCCCGGUCCUGCUGGAACACAGGCCAGGAAGAGCUGUCCUGCCAUCCCCAUGACCAGACCCUUCAACAUCAAGCCCAGAGACUACAGCUUUGUGUCGGACGACAACAUUCAGGAGGUGACGCUUAAGAAGAGGCUGAACGGCCUGGGCUUCAGCUUCUUCAUCUCAGAGCUGGACACGUCUCUGGACCGCGGCUCCAUCGUGAGGAUAAAAACACUGUUCCCAGGUCAGCCGGCAGAGGAGAGCGGCAAGAUCCAGGAGGGAGACGUCAUUCUGUCCAUCAAUGGAGAGCCGCUCAAGGGCCUAUCCUAUCAGCACGUCCUGCAGUUAUUGAGGAAUUCCCCUUCAGAAGUGCGGAUGCUUCUCUGCCGUCCUGCUCAAGGAACACUUCCAGCAGUAUCAGAGAAAAUAGGCCAACUGACCUGCAGCUGA
Messenger RNA from Danio aesculapii, 3351 nucleotides. RefSeq names its product FERM and PDZ domain containing 2 (gene frmpd2). Lineage: Eukaryota; Metazoa; Chordata; Actinopteri; Cypriniformes; Danionidae. The transcript is spliced from 27 exons. Gene Ontology annotation, cellular component: cytoskeleton. Bases 1 to 3351 code for a protein of 1116 amino acids. The record is from RefSeq and is a predicted model, not a curated record. Gene Ontology annotation, molecular function: protein binding.